Castor canadensis (American beaver) is the source of this 3271-nucleotide messenger RNA. RefSeq names its product Ras converting CAAX endopeptidase 1 (gene Rce1). Gene Ontology annotation, biological process: CAAX-box protein processing. Gene Ontology annotation, molecular function: metalloendopeptidase activity. Lineage: Eukaryota; Metazoa; Chordata; Mammalia; Rodentia; Castoridae. The record is from RefSeq and is a predicted model, not a curated record. Gene Ontology annotation, cellular component: endoplasmic reticulum membrane.
GAUGGCGGCGCUGGGCGGGGAUGGGCUGCGCCUACUGUCGGUAUCUCGGCCGGAGCGGCAGCCCGAGUCAGCGGCGCUGGGCGGUCCGGGUCCCGGGCUGUGCUGCUGGGUGUCCGUGUUCUCCUGCCUUAGCCUCGCCUGCUCCUACGUGGGCAGCCUCUACGUCUGGAAGAGCGAGCUGCCCAGGGACCACCCCGCUGUCAUCAAGCGGCGCUUCACCAGCGUCCUGGUGGUCUCCAGCCUCUCGCCCCUCUGCGUGCUGCUCUGGAGGGAACUCACCGGCAUCCAGCCAGGCACAUCCCUGCUCACCCUGAUGGGCUUCAGGCUGGAGGGCAUUUUUCCAGCAGCUCUGCUGCCUCUGCUGCUGACUAUGAUCCUUUUCCUGGGCCCACUGAUUCAGCUGUCUAUGGAUUGCCCAUGUGACCUAGAUGGGCUGAAGGUUGUCUUGGCUCCCCGCUCCUGGGCCCGCUGCCUCACAGACAUGCGUUGGCUUCGGAACCAAGUGAUCGCACCCUUGACAGAGGAGCUGGUGUUCCGGGCCUGCAUGCUGCCCAUGUUAGCGCCGUGCACAGGCCUGGGCCCUGCUGUGUUCACCUGCCCACUCUUCUUUGGAGUUGCCCAUUUUCACCACAUUAUUGAGCAGCUGCGUUUCCGCCAGAGCAGUGUGGGGAGCAUUUUCUUGUCUGCAGCGUUCCAGUUCUCCUACACAGCUGUCUUCGGUGCCUACACUGCUUUCCUCUUCAUCCGCACAGGACAUCUGAUUGGGCCGGUCCUCUGCCACUCCUUCUGCAAUUACAUGGGCUUUCCUGCCGUGUGUGCAGCCCUGGAGCACCCGCAGAGGCGGCCCCUGUUGGCAGGCUAUGCCCUGGGUGUGGGACUCUUCCUGCUUCUGCUCCAGCCCCUUACGGACCCCAAGCUCUAUGGCAGCCUUCCCCUUUGUGUACUUUUGGAGCGGGCAGGAGACUCAGAGGCUCUCCUGUGCUCCUGACCUUCACUCCUGUGUACACUCCAGUGAACUCUCAUGGGCUCUGCAGCCCCUUCCCCAUCAAGGAGUACUGCAGGGGAGGGGCUGGUUGGGGUCCCCGAGAUCUCAGGAAUUUUUGUAGGGGAUUGAAGCCAGAGCUAGUUGAAUCCCAGGGACCACGAGAAAGGAGCAGAUAUCCAAGGGUGCAGCCCCUUUUGAAGGGGGUUGAGGAGCAGCUGGAAGUAAGGGGACAAGGGGCAAAUCCUGGGGGUUGUGCACUCCCGUCCUCACUUUGAACUGCUGCUUCUCUUAGAGCUCCUCUGCCCCCCUCUGCCUCUGAAAAGCUGCUUGGGGGGGGUUAUUUAUAAGACCCCUCCCCCAAACUUCCCAGGGUUUUCUCAUUGUCUUUUUUGCAUCAGGACUUUGUAUUGGGUUAUUAAAGAGAUUUAACUUGGGUAACAUGGCCUUGGACCUUUGGGAAUCAGUCUGUUUGGGGUCUUGGGACAGGUCUCCAGGCAGCUCAUAGGAGCGUGUCCACCCAUCCUGGAUACCUUGAACACCUCUGACAGUUCAGCCCUACAGGUCAUUCCCUGGAGUAGGCUGGCUGCUGAGGCCAUGGUUUCUUUCUCCUGAGCCUUGGCCCAAAUCCUAGCACAGUUGGAUCUGAAACUGCAGGUGCCAUGUGGGACCCAGCUCAUCCUGGGGCCUAUACACUUGGCUACUAGUGUCAGGGAAUGAGACUCACGGCCCCAACUCAGCGAUGGGGCCUCUGCCUUGUCCUCUGAGAGGAUGGAGGACUGGCUGUGUGGCUUCCACAAGGGUCUCCAGGUUCUCCUAGCUUCCACUGACACAAGAGGAAGCAGGUCCAGAAUGGACCUCAAGUCUCAGGAAAGGGGGCUUUAAGUCUCCCAGGAAAGGGGGCUCCUGGUUCUCUCCACCUGGACUGCUACCACCAUGCCUCAUCUAGCCCUUGGAGGAACCCAGAGAAAAGGCUGCAACCCUUAAAAACCACAGGGACUCUGUCAAGCAAAAGCGUAACUUGAGGUUCUUUUUCAGAACCUACUUUAGUGUUCUGUCUGCUCCUCACCUCACUCUUAGAAUGGUUCUCAUUGCCCUGCCUGAAUCUUUGUUGGUUUUGUUUUUGAAGGAAUACUCUUUUAGGUCCCAUUCCAUAUUCAAGGAGGUUGUCCUGAGACCCUCUCCUCUGAGGCUGGUGGCUGAAGAAAAGGAAAUGGAUGUGCACUCAUUCCCCCAUGACAUCCCAGGGUGGCUGUGAUACGACAAAUUUACCUAGACCCUAAAGCGCAGCAUCAGUCAGACAUUUAACCUCCGCCCUCACCCUGUGUGUGUGGAGGGAGUGGGAGUGGCUGAUUUUAGGAGCUAAUGCAUUUGGGGUCCCAGGCCCAGUGUGACUUGUCCAGCAAUUAGGUCCCAGUACCCUGAGGACACUCGGCGGACAGGCUUGCAGGGGCUCUACUUCUUUGCCUGAGGCCCAGUGAGUCUGGGCUGUGCCCCUCCCCUUCUCACAGUCCAGUAUUUCCUCCACCAGCCCUUCCCCCGAUUCUGCUGAGGAACUGCUCAUCCGCCUCUGCCUGUCGUCUCACCGCCCUCACCCAUGCUGGUGUGUGGGAGAAUAGUGAUGCAGCCAGUUACUGUCACCCCUGCAGGUGAAGACACUGAGGCCCAGGAUUUGCUCAGUGGGAUGAACAGGGAGAACGUUUGACCCUCGCAAUCUAGCAUUUUUCCUAUCUUCUCACCCAACGUGUUGGCAGCAGUGUCUGCCCUAUCUAUUCCUAUCUAUUCCUGAGGGGCUCCUACUGCCCAAGUGUUACCUGUUUCCACUUAUUCCUGAACUAACCAGAGGCAGGAGGUUGGCUCUGGGACAUAGACAGUAAACUGCUGCUGUCUAAUCUCCCCAGGUGUGCAUGGUGGCACACACCUGUAAUACCAGCACUCAAGAGGCAGGAGAAUCCUGUGUUCCAGGUCAGCCUGGGCUACACAGCAAGACCCUGUCUCUAAACUAAAUCUAAAAAAUAUUUCUAUUUUUUUCUAAACCAGUGUGGCAUGGACAGCCAUGGAUUUAAGUCCCUCUCUGCCUCUCCCUAGGUGUGGAGGUUUGGACAAGACACCUAACCUUCCUGUGACUUGAUUUGUGUCAAGAUGGAUGAAAGUUGAUUCCCUGAGUUAUUAUCAGUUAAGUGCCUAAGCACUGAUCUACAGCUGGACCUGUCUGGGCUGUAUAUGUAACAGGCACUCAGUAGUGGCAUUAACCAGAGCUGUGACUGUCAUCUUUGCUACCCUCCAAGG